Messenger RNA from Knipowitschia caucasica, 2121 nucleotides. The record is from the annotation of a GenBank genome assembly. Lineage: Eukaryota; Metazoa; Chordata; Actinopteri; Gobiiformes; Gobiidae.
AUGCCUGGGAAACUGUGUGGCACCAACUACCCGACCAGCAUCUGCUUCAUUGUGGUGAAUGAGUUUUGCGAGCGCUUCUCCUACUAUGGCAUGAAAGCGGUGCUGACGCUGUACUUCCUGUCGUACUUGCACUGGGACAAUGACCUGUCGACUGCCGUGUACCACGCCUUCAGCGGCCUCUGCUACUUCACCCCCAUCCUGGGAGCUAUCAUCGCAGACUCAUGGCUGGGCAAGUUCAAAACUAUUAUCUAUCUGUCCAUUGUUUACGUCAUCGGCCAUGUGGUGAAGUCGGUCGGAGCCAUUCCCACAGUGGGAGACACCAACAUGCACAUAGCUUUGUCGAUGAUUGGACUCAUCCUGAUCGCCUUUGGCACCGGAGGAAUCAAACCAUGUGUGGCUGCAUUUGGAGGAGACCAGUUCGACGAGGAGCAUGUCAGCGAGAGGCAGAAGUUCUUCUCAGUUUUCUACAUGUCGAUAAACGCCGGGAGUCUGCUCUCCACCAUCAUCACCCCCAUACUCCGAAGUGAUGUGCAGUGUUUUGGAGCAGACUGUUAUGCUCUGGCCUUCGGGGUUCCAGCUGCUCUCAUGGUCGUGGCUCUAGUUGUGUUCAUCGGGGGCAGUGGGAUGUACAAGAAAACUCCACCCCAGGGAAACGUGCUUCUGGAAGUCUGCAACUGCAUCGGGUUUGCCAUUAAAAACCGCUGGAGGAACUCAAAAUAUGAUCCCAAGAGGAGGCACUGGUUGGACUGGGCUGAAGAGAAGUACUCUAAGCGUCUGAUCCAGGAGAUUAAGAUGGUCCUGCGAGUCCUGGUGCUGUACAUUCCUCUGCCCAUGUUCUGGGCUCUGUUCGACCAACAGGGCUCUCGCUGGACUCUCCAGGCCACCAGGAUGAACUUGGCGUUUGGCAGCGCCUUCAGCAUCGAGCCAGAUCAGAUGCAGAUGCUGAACGCUCUGAUGAUCCUGCUCUUCAUCCCCAUCUUUGACCUCAUCAUUUACCCUCUGGUCGGCUGCUGUAAAAUCAACGUCACACCUCUGAGGAAGAUGGCGGUGGGAAUGAUCUUUGCCGCGUUGGCGUUUGGAGCCGCAACGCUGGUGGAAAUCAACGUGGUGAAAACUGUGGUGACGCCGGCUCCGUCUGAGCGCGCUCUGCUUCAGGUGCUGAACGUAGCAGAACGUGACAUCACAGUCAGACUCCACAACAAGCCGCUGGUCCCUGGGCCCAUCCGCCCCCUGCAGGACCCGGACAUGUACCUCAGUCUGCCGCUGCACGACUCCAUGAAAGAACUGACUUUUCAAAUCAACUCGGGCGAAACCGACAACUUUGACUGUGUCCAAACACUAAACGAGACCACGGCCAACAGUCUCGUUGUGUUCUCUGAGGGGGCGGGGCUUGGCUGCACACUGGUUCAAGAUUAUAUACAGAAAAGUGGAGACGGAAAACCUCGUCUACGGUUCCUGAACACGCUGACAUACGGUGUGAAGGUGGCGGUGGAUAAAGUUGAGUUUGAGAUGGCGCCGGGCAUCACCAUGUCUCAGAACGAGACCGUGGACCGACAUGAAUAUUCCUCGGUUCAGAUCUGUCCUGUGACGUCCGGUACUUGCUCCAGUCUGGACCUGGGUCUGCUGGACUUUGGAGCCUCCUACACAUACGUCAUUUAUGAGGAGGGCGGGGCACCGGUGGUCAGCAGGAUGGAGGAUGUCGAGGCCAACAACGUCCAUGUGGCCUGGCAGAUCCCUCAGUACGUCCUGAUGACCGCAGGAGAGGUCAUGUUCUCCAUCACCGGACUGGAAUUCUCCUACUCACAGUCUCCCACCACAAUGAAGUCGGUGCUGCAGGCCGGCUGGCUCCUCACCGUGGCCUUCGGGAACGUCAUCGUGCUCAUCGUGGCCGAGGGAGCAGGGCUGGAGCAGUGGAAAGAGUUCCUGCUGUUUGCUGGUCUGCUUCUCUCCGUGUGUGUGAUCUUCUCCAUCAUGGCCGCCUUCUACACCUACGUGGAUCCAGAAGACCUCAGCAGCGCGUACCUGGAGGACCCUAAACUCUGCGACACCGAGGAGGAGAAGAAGAAGCGACCGUCGGACAAUUUACAGAUGGACAGAAAAGGAAAGAGCACCAAGCUGUGA